ACCCCGCUCGGCCGCGGAUCCGCCCAGCCCGGCCCGCAGCUCACAGCUUCAGCCGCCAUGUCUUCCGGGGCCAGCGUGAGCGCCCUGCAGCGCCUGGUGGAGCAGCUCAAGCUGGAGGCGGGCGUGGAGCGGAUCAAGGUCUCUCAGGCAGCUGCAGAGCUGCAGCAGUACUGCAUGCAGAAUGCCUGUAAGGACGCCCUGCUGCUUGGUGUUCCAGCUGGAAGCAACCCCUUCCGGGAGCCCAGAUCCUGUGCUUUACUUUGAAGACUGGGAAGCCGUUGGCUGAGGAAGCCUUUGUGCACAUGGUGACAGAUGACUGCGACAACUCCUGAGAAGACAGUUUUCAAGAGCCUGGUCCCAAAGCCAAAACGCUAUAGAAAUCUUUUUUUUU
Acomys russatus (golden spiny mouse) is the source of this 391-nucleotide messenger RNA. It is a transcript of the gene Gng10, whose product is annotated as G protein subunit gamma 10. The transcript has 3 exons. The record is from RefSeq and is a predicted model, not a curated record. Gene Ontology annotation, molecular function: G-protein beta-subunit binding. The coding region runs from base 58 to 264 and encodes 68 amino acids. NCBI's taxonomy places the organism in Eukaryota, Metazoa, Chordata, Mammalia, Rodentia, Muridae. Gene Ontology annotation, cellular component: heterotrimeric G-protein complex. Gene Ontology annotation, biological process: G protein-coupled receptor signaling pathway.